GGUUUUAGCUGGAGAAUUCUGCCUACUGGACUCCAACUGCAGCCUCACCUCUCAGCCAAAAGGUGUGUUAUUGCCCUCAAUGAGAAGCUGAGUUCGAGCUUGAUGGCAGCAGUAGAGCAACCCAGCUCGGUAGCGGUAAAGUUCAAAGCAAUGCUCCAGCUCGGCAGCAGCAGAGCAGCCCAGCUCGGUAGCAGUUCAGCUCGGCAACAGAACAACAGCCAAGCACGGCAACAACAAAGCGGCCCAGCUCGCUGUACCAAAACAGUCCAGCUCGGCAGCGGCAAACCUCAACAGUACUCCGGCUCAACAGAAGCAAGGCAGCCCAGCUCGGCAGCAGCCAAGAGCAUGAGAAGCGAACUGCAAGAACAUGAGCUGCGAGCUGCUGAGUUCAAAAGCACGAGUUGCCGAGCUCACAAGCACGAUGCAGAACUCGGGCAAGAUCUUUUGAGCUGCUGAGCACGAGUUGUAUAGCACAAGCUGUCAAGCACGAGCUACCGAGCUCAAACACAAGCUGCAGAGGUUGAGCACGAAGUGCAGGGGUUGAGAAUGAGCUACAAAGCUCAAACACAAGCUACAUAGCUCAACCACGAACUGUAGAGGUCAAACACUUAACUGCUAAGGUCAGCCACGAGCUGCGGAGGCCGAGCAUGAAGUGCAGAAC
Messenger RNA from Rubroshorea leprosula, 661 nucleotides. NCBI's taxonomy places the organism in Eukaryota, Viridiplantae, Streptophyta, Magnoliopsida, Malvales, Dipterocarpaceae. The record is from the annotation of a GenBank genome assembly.